AUGUCUUUACAGUGGGCCACUCGCGCAGGUGUCCUGCGGCACCUACAUCUCGACCAUGCUAUGGCUCGCCCUGGUCGUGUGACCGGACUGCAGAACCAACUCCGCCAUCUUUCUCUUUCCAGCCAACCUCGAUUGACUCCGCGGGUCGGAGUCCUAUCUGCCAUUACAUCUCAGCAAUCUCACUCAUAUGCGACAGAUGCCUCUCGCCCAACGCCCAAGAAAGCCACCAAGGCCACCGAUGGCACGCGCAAGAAGAGCACAGCACCUACAAAGAAGCGCGAAUUAACAGAGAAGCAGAAGGAAAAGUUGAAGGAAGACAAGGAGAAGAAGAAACAACGGGACCAUAUCAAUGCGCUCAAGGAAACUGCGCUGGAGCCCCCGAAAAAGCUCACCGUAUCUGCGCACCUCGUUGCUUUGCAGUCGAAGCUCGCCGAGCUCAAGUCCCAGUACCCGACGCAGAAGGAAGCAUUCGGAGCUGCAUCGUCGGCUGUCAAAGAUAUCCCUGCCCAUGAGUAUGAGCGACACCAAAUCCAAGCCGCAGAGAACCGUGCUGCAAAUGAAGCCGCUUUGAUCUCAUGGCUUAAGUCGUACACCCCUCUUCAGAUCAAGAAAGCCAACGUUGCCCGUCGUGCUCUGGCCAAGCUUACCGGCAAACCUUACAAGCCCAUCCAAGAUGAUCGUCAGGUGAAGCGACCCCUCAUUCCCUUCGUUCGUUUCGCGAAUGAGCGGAAAGCAAGUGGUGAUCUCAAGUCCAUGGCUCCAACGGAGUCUUUCAAACGUAUUGGGGAGGAAUGGAAAUCCCUCACCGAGGCGGAGAAGGAGCCAUUCAACAAGCUGUAUCGCGAAGAUCAGGAGCGGUAUGAUCGUGAAUACAAGGAGACAUACGGCGUGGAGAGGCAACCCGUCAAGUCGGAUUAA
Penicillium odoratum is the source of this 918-nucleotide messenger RNA. Its product is annotated as HMG-box domain-containing protein. Bases 1 to 918 code for a protein of 305 amino acids. The record is from RefSeq and is a predicted model, not a curated record. NCBI's taxonomy places the organism in Eukaryota, Fungi, Ascomycota, Eurotiomycetes, Eurotiales, Aspergillaceae. The transcript has 3 exons.